Messenger RNA from Pseudocercospora fijiensis CIRAD86, 492 nucleotides. RefSeq lists its product as uncharacterized. Bases 1 to 492 code for a protein of 163 amino acids. The transcript has a single exon. NCBI's taxonomy places the organism in Eukaryota, Fungi, Ascomycota, Dothideomycetes, Mycosphaerellales, Mycosphaerellaceae. Gene Ontology annotation, molecular function: isomerase activity. Gene Ontology annotation, biological process: carbohydrate metabolic process. The record is from RefSeq and is a predicted model, not a curated record. Gene Ontology annotation, cellular component: intracellular anatomical structure.
AUGGCAUCAACCGGCACCCAAGGCCUCGUCAUCGCGAUGGGAGCAGACGACGCAGGAUGUGGAUACAAGAACAAGAUCAAAGCAGAUUUCGAAGCCGACCCAAGAGUUGCCAAGGUCAUCGAUGUCGGCGUGAACGAGUCCUCGGAUAAGACCGCCUACCCACACCCAGCUGUCGAUGCUGCAAAGCUGGUCCAGAGCGGCGAGGCGGACCGAGCACUUUUGAUCUGCGGGACUGGACUUGGUGUUGCUAUUAGCGCGAACAAAGUUCCUGGGAUCCGAGCGGUCACUGCGCACGAUAGUUUCAGUGUUGAGAGAGCGGUUUUGAGUAACAAUGCUCAGGUGCUGUGUAUGGGUGAGAGAGUCGUUGGUAUUGAGCUUGCGAGGAGGUUGGCGAAGGAGUGGAUUGGAUAUAAGUUUGAUCCUACUUCGGCGAGCGCGCAGAAGGUGGAGGCUAUUAUGGAGCAUGAGAAGAAGAAUUUCAGCUUGAGCUAG